Mya arenaria is the source of this 9989-nucleotide messenger RNA. RefSeq names its product HIV Tat-specific factor 1 homolog. The coding region runs from base 7 to 1515 and encodes 502 amino acids. The record is from RefSeq and is a predicted model, not a curated record. The transcript is spliced from 5 exons. Lineage: Eukaryota; Metazoa; Mollusca; Bivalvia; Myida; Myidae.
CUCUGAAUGUGUGAGAUUUCAGUGGAAUUAGGAGAUAUAGCAGAACAACAGAAGAGCUCUGAUGACCAUUCAGGGGUUUAUAAUGAGGGGUUCAAUUUAACCUUGUCUCCAGUGAGCAGUAUUGAGGAAGGCAUUGAAAUAAUUCUUGCUUCGGAAUUGUCUGACAUUGACAGUCCAGAGGAAGCUUACAACAAUACUGUGUCCCCAGAAUUAGAGACAUCAACAGAAAUGAUUGAUGAAGUUCACAAUAAAUUUUUACCACCUUCAAAUAACUUGGACAGAGACGAAAUGAAGGAAAGUACAAAAAAUGUUCCUGGAACCACUGUUGAUAUUAGUGAAGAAAGUAAACAAAUGAAAUUACCAACUUACACUUGUGAAACACCAUCUGAUCUUAAGUUCAAAUCAACAAGAGCGGCUGAUAAUCACAUUACGAAGGACUGUAGUUUAUCAACUAAGGACAUUGUAUCAAGUGCUGAUAAUGACAGUAAACUAGAUUCUUCAGAGAAGGAGCAAGCUGACUGUGGAAGUCCAGAAAAUAUUAUAGAUGGUGAAGAAUUAGACAUGUCAGAGUUUAUUACAGUAGAUGAAGGUUUAGAUGAAGAUCAAGAUGACAGUCUGAAGGACGAACAACCAGGUCAAAGUUCAAUGACAGAAAAGGAAGAUGAGCACAAUGCCAACAGUAUAAAGGAUGAAGAAGAGGAUGCCAGUUCAAUGGCAAAAAAGGAUCAGCAGCCAGAUCACAGCCCAGUUGUUCAUGAACACGAUGUUGACAGUCUCCAGGAUGAAAAAGAUGAAACCAGUCCACCUACAAAGGAAGAGAAGGAUAAGCAGCCUGAUCACAGCCCAGUUUCACAUGAACAUCAUGCUGACAGUCUUCUGGAUGAAAAGGAUGACACCAGUGCAACUGCAAAGGAAAAAGAGGAAGAUAAGCUGCCUGAUCAUGGUCCAAAUCAAGAAAAAAGAGAUGAGCUUGGUAAUGACAGUUCUUUGGAGGAAAACAUGGAAGACAUCGAGGCUGAGUUGGGUGCAGAAGAUCUGUUGGAAGGUGAUGUUGUAGAUGAAGUGAACAGCGAAGAUUCAGAUGAUGAAGAAUUUGACAUUGAAGGUUUUGAAGUUGUUGAUGAUGCAGACGACGACAAUCAGGAAGAAGAAACCACACAAGCUAGUGAUUCAAAAUCUCAUGUUGAGGAUCCAAGCAGCAGAAGGGGGCUGAACGCUGGCUCAAAAGAUGCCAAGUCUACCUCGUAUUCCAAUGUAGAACAGCAAAGAUCAUCAAGGACCAGGGAUGCCGUGGGCGGAGAACAGAGACAAAGAGGGCAAAUAUACUCUCAUGGAAGUCAAAGAGAGGAUUCAAAACAGUGGCAACCCAGCUACUCCUCAGACAGAAAGGGUGAACAGUAUGCAUCUCCCCAGCAGAAGACUUUCCAGGGAGGUCACCAUAGAGGGAGAGGAAGAUUCAACAGGGGAGGCAAAUACAGGGGCAGGGGUGGUUACCCUCAUGGAAAUUACUAUUAAAGGAAUUAGAAUGAAGAUAAUAUAAGAUUACUCUCAUGAAAAUUAUUAUCAGAGAAACUAGAAAAAGGAUGUAACUACAAAAGAAAUAGGAACAUUUACCGGGACACUCAGAGAUUUUGUUGACAACAUUUUAAUUUUUUAAGUGAUGAAAUUGAGUUAUUUUACUUACUUUCAUUAAAAAAAAAUUUUUCAAUAGUUAUUCUAAUGAAUUUUCUUCUGUCACAACUUUCCAAUAAUUAUUAAAAAUAGAGCAACUUUUGUAGAUGUUUUAUCAUUGCUGCAAGCAUUUUGUUCACAUUUCACAUGAAAAUGUGAUGUCUGAGCCUUUCAAAUGUGAAUGAGUCUCUUAAAAAGGGAAGGCAUCAACAUGUGAGAGAAGGUUUCACCUUAUUGAAAUUAUUUCUAUGAAAAUUACCCACCAGCAAAUUUAUGAAUUCUAGACUCUAAGAAUGAUCAUUGAUAUCAUCAUCAUUGGGCCCGUAGUUUCUAACAUUCUGAGUCUGACUUUGAGUCUGACUUUAAGACUCAGACUCAGAAAAGCUAAAUUUUAAUUUUGUUGUAAAAAUGCUUAUAAAAAAGCGAAGAUGGUAAAAAAGGAUGUAUGUGUAACAAAUAAUUUGUUCUACAAUCAGGCACUCAUCUGUUGCCAAAAUAAAUUAUAUCAUAGAUAUUUAGAAACAUAUAAGCAUCUAGUUUAUUGAGUCUGUUGAAUAUUUUACUUCUGUAUAUAUUGGUUUCUGAUUUAUAAAUAAAUGUGCUAUAAUAUAAUCAUUGUUUCACAAUUGUAAAAAUUAUUCUAAAUGACCAUAGUUUAUAAUGGGCGAAAAUUCUACAAUUUUACUUACAUAUAUCUAUAUGAUAGAUCUAUGAUUUCCAUGAACAUGUGUUAAUCUGUUUUUUAUUCAUAAUCAUUUUAUCUAAACUUGUUGGUUUUGCAUUUUAACAAUAUUGCUUACUGUUGUUUUUACCUAAACAUGUUGUAAUGUUGAAUAGAUUUUUUAUAAUAUGGAAAACUACCGGUACAUGUAUAUGUGUCUAACCUUUGUGUAGAAAAAUAACUUUAUUGUUAUUGGGAAAUGUUAUUAAAAGUUAUUCAAAACAAAAAAGGAAAAAAAAUAUGAUAAAAAAUAUGUAUACUUUUUAAUUGACCAAUAAUUGUUUACAGAAUCUAAUUUAAAUGUUCAUCUACAUUAUCAUGAAUAAAACGUUUGUUUGUGCUAAUGAGGUUGUUGUUCAUAAGUAAUACAUUAUUUGAAGUCAUUCAAACUGCUAAAUAGUUAUACUAAAAUACAUCACAUCAUUCUCCUUAUUUUGGUGAUAAAAUUGAGUCUCAGCUUUUAAAAGUAGAUGGGAUAUUCCCUUUGUAAUUUCACAUCCAUGGAUGAAUAAAGCAAUCAAAACUAGCUGUUCUCUUGGCAAAUAGAACAAGGCUUGAAAAUCAAACCUGCCACAAGAAUCCGAGAAAAUAAUACAGUAAAGAUUAACUUCACUGGACGAGAACUUGAUUAACCAAAAAGAUACUAAGCGAUAGCUUUGACCUCAAAUCAAUAAGUCAUUUACUGGUUAGUACCAAUAAUCUUUCUAUGUUUAAGGGCUUUAGGAAUAAGUGUCUUGGAUAUGUAAAGUAAAAACUGUUUUUUCUAAAAAAAAAAAAAGGUGACCUUCUGGCCCCAAAAUCAAUACUAUUUAUGAAUUCUAGACUCUAAGAAUGAUCAUUGAUAUCAUCAUCAUUGGGCCCGUAUUUUCUAACAUUCUGAGUCUGACUUUGAGUCUGACUUUAAGACUCAGACUCAGAAAAGCUAAAUUUUAAUUUUGUUGUAAAAAUGCUUAUAAAAAAGCAAAGAUGGUAAAAAAGGAUGUAUGUGUAACAAAUAAUUUGUUCUACAAUCAGGCACUCAUCUGUUGCCAAAAUAAAUUAUAUCAUAGAUAUUUAGAAACAUAUAAGCAUCUAGUUUAUUGAGUCUGUUGAAUAUUUUACUUCUGUAUAUAUUGGUUUCUGAUUUAUAAAUAAAUGUGCUAUAAUAUAAUCAUUGUUUCACAAUUGUAAAAAUUAUUCUAAAUGACCAUAGUUUAUAAUGGGCGAAAAUUCUACAAUUUUACUUACAUAUAUCUAUAUGAUAGAUCUAUGAUUUCCAUGAACAUGUGUUAAUCUGUUUUUUAUUCAUAAUCAUUUUAUCUAAACUUGUUGGUUUUGCAUUUUAACAAUAUUGCUUACUGUUGUUUUUACCUAAACAUGUUGUAAUGUUGAAUAGAUUUUUUAUAAUAUGGAAAACUACCGGUACAUGUAUAUGUGUCUAACCUUUGUGUAGAAAAAUAACUUUAUUGUUAUUGGGAAAUGUUAUUAAAAGUUAUUCAAAACAAAAAAGGAAAAAAAAUAUGAUAAAAAAUAUGUAUACUUUUUAAUUGACCAAUAAUUGUUUACAGAAUCUAAUUUAAAUGUUCAUCUACAUUAUCAUGAAUAAAACGUUUGUUUGUGCUAAUGAGGUUGUUGUUCAUAAGUAAUACAUUAUUUGAAGUCAUUCAAACUGCUAAAUAGUUAUACUAAAAUACAUCACAUCAUUCUCCUUAUUUUGGUGAUAAAAUUGAGUCUCAGCUUUUAAAAGUAGAUGGGAUAUUCCCUUUGUAAUUUCACAUCCAUGGAUGAAUAAAGCAAUCAAAACUAGCUGUUCUCUUGGCAAAUAGAACAAGGCUUGAAAAUCAAACCUGCCACAAGAAUCCGAGAAAAUAAUACAGUAAAGAUUAACUUCACUGGACGAGAACUUGAUUAACCAAAAAGAUACUAAGCGAUAGCUUUGACCUCAAAUCAAUAAGUCAUUUACUGGUUAGUACCAAUAAUCUUUCUAUGUUUAAGGGCUUUAGGAAUAAGUGUCUUGGAUAUGUAAAGUAAAAACUGUUUUUUCUAAAAAAAAAAAAAGGUGACCUUCUGGCCCCAAAAUCAAUACUAUUUAUGAAUUCUAGACUCUAAGAAUGAUCAUUGAUAUCAUCAUCAUUGGGCCCGUAUUUUCUAACAUUCUGAGUCUGACUUUGAGUCUGACUUUAAGACUCAGACUCAGAAAAGCUAAAUUUUAAUUUUGUUGUAAAAAUGCUUAUAAAAAAGCAAAGAUGGUAAAAAAGGAUGUAUGUGUAACAAAUAAUUUGUUCUACAAUCAGGCACUCAUCUGUUGCCAAAAUAAAUUAUAUCAUAGAUAUUUAGAAACAUAUAAGCAUCUAGUUUAUUGAGUCUGUUGAAUAUUUUACUUCUGUAUAUAUUGGUUUCUGAUUUAUAAAUAAAUGUGCUAUAAUAUAAUCAUUGUUUCACAAUUGUAAAAAUUAUUCUAAAUGACCAUAGUUUAUAAUGGGCGAAAAUUCUACAAUUUUACUUACAUAUAUCUAUAUGAUAGAUCUAUGAUUUCCAUGAACAUGUGUUAAUCUGUUUUUUAUUCAUAAUCAUUUUAUCUAAACUUGUUGGUUUUGCAUUUUAACAAUAUUGCUUACUGUUGUUUUUACCUAAACAUGUUGUAAUGUUGAAUAGAUUUUUUAUAAUAUGGAAAACUACCGGUACAUGUAUAUGUGUCUAACCUUUGUGUAGAAAAAUAACUUUAUUGUUAUUGGGAAAUGUUAUUAAAAGUUAUUCAAAACAAAAAAGGAAAAAAAAUAUGAUAAAAAAUAUGUAUACUUUUUAAUUGACCAAUAAUUGUUUACAGAAUCUAAUUUAAAUGUUCAUCUACAUUAUCAUGAAUAAAACGUUUGUUUGUGCUAAUGAGGUUGUUGUUCAUAAGUAAUACAUUAUUUGAAGUCAUUCAAACUGCUAAAUAGUUAUACUAAAAUACAUCACAUCAUUCUCCUUAUUUUGGUGAUAAAAUUGAGUCUCAGCUUUUAAAAGUAGAUGGGAUAUUCCCUUUGUAAUUUCACAUCCAUGGAUGAAUAAAGCAAUCAAAACUAGCUGUUCUCUUGGCAAAUAGAACAAGGCUUGAAAAUCAAACCUGCCACAAGAAUCCGAGAAAAUAAUACAGUAAAGAUUAACUUCACUGGACGAGAACUUGAUUAACCAAAAAGAUACUAAGCGAUAGCUUUGACCUCAAAUCAAUAAGUCAUUUACUGGUUAGUACCAAUAAUCUUUCUAUGUUUAAGGGCUUUAGGAAUAAGUGUCUUGGAUAUGUAAAGUAAAAACUGUUUUUUCUAAAAAAAAAAAAAGGUGACCUUCUGGCCCCAAAAUCAAUACUAUUUAUGAAUUCUAGACUCUAAGAAUGAUCAUUGAUAUCAUCAUCAUUGGGCCCGUAUUUUCUAACAUUCUGAGUCUGACUUUGAGUCUGACUUUAAGACUCAGACUCAGAAAAGCUAAAUUUUAAUUUUGUUGUAAAAAUGCUUAUAAAAAAGCAAAGAUGGUAAAAAAGGAUGUAUGUGUAACAAAUAAUUUGUUCUACAAUCAGGCACUCAUCUGUUGCCAAAAUAAAUUAUAUCAUAGAUAUUUAGAAACAUAUAAGCUUCUAGUUUAAUGAGUCUGUUGAAUAUUUUACUUCUGUAUAUAUUGGUUUCUGAUUUAUAAAUAAAUGUGCUAUAAUAUAAUCAUUGUUUCACAAUUGUAAAAAUUAUUCUAAAUGACCAUAGUUUAUAAUGGGCGAAAAUUCUACAAUUUUACUUACAUAUAUCUAUAUGAUAGAUCUAUGAUUUCCAUGAACAUGUGUUAAUCUGUUUUUUAUUCAUAAUCAUUUUAUCUAAACUUGUUGGUUUUGCAUUUUAACAAUAUUGCUUACUGUUGUUUUUACCUAAACAUGUUGUAAUGUUGAAUAGAUUUUUUAUAAUAUGGAAAACUACCGGUACAUGUAUAUGUGUCUAACCUUUGUGUAGAAAAAUAACUUUAUUGUUAUUGGGAAAUGUUAUUAAAAGUUAUUCAAAACAAAAAAGGAAAAAAAAUAUGAUAAAAAAUAUGUAUACUUUUUAAUUGACCAAUAAUUGUUUACAGAAUCUAAUUUAAAUGUUCAUCUACAUUAUCAUGAAUAAAACGUUUGUUUGUGCUAAUGAGGUUGUUGUUCAUAAGUAAUACAUUAUUUGAAGUCAUUCAAACUGCUAAAUAGUUAUACUAAAAUACAUCACAUCAUUCUCCUUAUUUUGGUGAUAAAAUUGAGUCUCAGCUUUUAAAAGUAGAUGGGAUAUUCCCUUUGUAAUUUCACAUCCAUGGAUGAAUAAAGCAAUCAAAACUAGCUGUUCUCUUGGCAAAUAGAACAAGGCUUGAAAAUCAAACCUGCCACAAGAAUCCGAGAAAAUAAUACAGUAAAGAUUAACUUCACUGGACGAGAACUUGAUUAACCAAAAAGAUACUAAGCGAUAGCUUUGACCUCAAAUCAAUAAGUCAUUUACUGGUUAGUACCAAUAAUCUUUCUAUGUUUAAGGGCUUUAGGAAUAAGUGUCUUGGAUAUGUAAAGUAAAAACUGUUUUUUCUAAAAAAAAAAAAAAGGUGACCUUCUGGCCCCAAAAUCAAUACUAUUUAUGAAUUCUAGACUCUAAGAAUGAUCAUUGAUAUCAUCAUCAUUGGGCCCGUAUUUUCUAACAUUCUGAGUCUGACUUUGAGUCUGACUUUAAAACUCAGACUCAGAAAAGCUAAAUUUUAAUUUUGUUGUAAAAAUGCUUAUAAAAAAGCAAAGAUGGUAAAAAAGGAUGUAUGUGUAACAAAUAAUCUGUUUUACAAUCAGGCACUCAUCUGUUGCCAAAAUAAAUUAUAUCAUAGAUAUUUAGAAACAUAUAAGCAUCUAGUUUAUUGAGUCUGUUGAAUAUUUUACUUCUGUAUAUAUUGGUUUCUGAUUUAUAAAUAAAUGUGCUAUAAUAUAAUCAUUGUUUCACAAUUGUAAAAAUUAUUCUAAAUGACCAUAGUUCAUAAUGGGCGAAAAUUCUACAAUUUUACUUACAUAUAUCUAUAUGAUAGAUCUAUGAUUUCCAUGAACAUGUGUUAAUCUGUUUUUUAUUCAUAAUCAUUUUAUCUAAACUUGUUGGUUUUGCAUUUUAACAAUAUUGCUUACUGUUGUUUUUACCUAAACAUGUUGUAAUGUUGAAUAGAUUUUUUAUAAUAUGGAAAACUACCGGUACAUGUAUAUGUGUCUAACCUUUGUGUAGAAAAAUAACUUUAUUGUUAUUGGGAAAUGUUAUUAAAAGUUAUUCAAAACAAAAAAGGAAAAAAAAUAUGAUAAAAAAUAUGUAUACUUUUUAAUUGACCAAUAAUUGUUUACAGAAUCUAAUUUAAAUGUUCAUCUACAUUAUCAUGAAUAAAACGUUUGUUUGUGCUAAUGAGGUUGUUGUUCAUAAGUAAUACAUUAUUUGAAGUCAUUCAAACUGCUAAAUAGUUAUACUAAAAUACAUCACAUCAUUCUCCUUAUUUUGGUGAUAAAAUUGAGUCUCAGCUUUUAAAAGUAGAUGGGAUAUUCCCUUUGUAAUUUCACAUCCAUGGAUGAAUAAAGCAAUCAAAACUAGCUGUUCUCUUGGCAAAUAGAACAAGGCUUGAAAAUCAAACCUGCCACAAGAAUCCGAGAAAAUAAUACAGUAAAGAUUAACUUCACUGGACGAGAACUUGAUUAACCAAAAAGAUACUAAGCGAUAGCUUUGACCUCAAAUCAAUAAGUCAUUUACUGGUUAGUACCAAUAAUCUUUCUAUGUUUAAGGGCUUUAGGAAUAAGUGUCUUGGAUAUGUAAAGUAAAAACUGUUUUUUCUAAAAAAAAAAAAAAGGUGACCUUCUGGCCCCAAAAUCAAUACUAUUUAUGAAUUCUAGACUCUAAGAAUGAUCAUUGAUAUCAUCAUCAUUGGGCCCGUAUUUUCUAACAUUCUGAGUCUGACUUUGAGUCUGACUUUAAAACUCAGACUCAGAAAAGCUAAAUUUUAAUUUUGUUGUAAAAAUGCUUAUAAAAAAGCAAAGAUGGUAAAAAAGGAUGUAUGUGUAACAAAUAAUCUGUUUUACAAUCAGGCACUCAUCUGUUGCCAAAAUAAAUUAUAUCAUAGAUAUUUAGAAACAUAUAAGCAUCUAGUUUAUUGAGUCUGUUGAAUAUUUUACUUCUGUAUAUAUUGGUUUCUGAUUUAUAAAUAAAUGUGCUAUAAUAUAAUCAUUGUUUCACAAUUGUAAAAAUUAUUCUAAAUGACCAUAGUUUAUAAUGGGCGAAAAUUCUACAAUUUUACUUACAUAUAUCUAUAUGAUAGAUCUAUGAUUUCCAUGAACAUGUGUUAAUCUGUUUUUUAUUCAUAAUCAUUUUAUCUAAACUUGUUGGUUUUGCAUUUUAACAAUAUUGCUUACUGUUGUUUUUACCUAAACAUGUUGUAAUGUUGAAUAGAUUUUUUAUAAUAUGGAAAACUACCGGUACAUGUAUAUGUGUCUAACCUUUGUGUAGAAAAAUAACUUUAUUGUUAUUGGGAAAUGUUAUUAAAAGUUAUUCAAAACAAAAAAGGAAAAAAAAUAUGAUAAAAAAUAUGUAUACUUUUUAAUUGACCAAUAAUUGUUUACAGAAUCUAAUUUAAAUGUUCAUCUACAUUAUCAUGAAUAAAACGUUUGUUUGUGCUAAUGAGGUUGUUGUUCAUAAGUAAUACAUUAUUUGAAGUCAUUCAAACUGCUAAAUAGUUAUACUAAAAUACAUCACAUCAUUCUCCUUAUUUUGGUGAUAAAAUUGAGUCUCAGCUUUUAAAAGUAGAUGGGAUAUUCCCUUUGUAAUUUCACAUCCAUGGAUGAAUAAAGCAAUCAAAACUAGCUGUUCUCUUGGCAAAUAGAACAAGGCUUGAAAAUCAAACCUGCCACAAGAAUCCGAGAAAAUAAUACAGUAAAGAUUAACUUCACUGGACGAGAACUUGAUUAACCAAAAAGAUACUAAGCGAUAGCUUUGACCUCAAAUCAAUAAGUCAUUUACUGGUUAGUACCAAUAAUCUUUCUAUGUUUAAGGGCUUUAGGAAUAAGUGUCUUGGAUAUGUAAAGUAAAAACUGUUUUUUCUAAAAAAAAAAAAAAGGUGACCUUCUGGCCCCAAAAUCAAUACUAUUUAUGAAUUCUAGACUCUAAGAAUGAUCAUUGAUAUCAUCAUCAUUGGGCCCGUAUUUUCUAACAUUCUGAGUCUGACUUUGAGUCUGACUUUAAAACUCAGACUCAGAAAAGCUAAAUUUUAAUUUUGUUGUAAAAAUGCUUAUAAAAAAGCAAAGAUGGUAAAAAAGGAUGUAUGUGUAACAAAUAAUCUGUUUUACAAUCAGGCACUCAUCUGUUGCCAAAAUAAAUUAUAUCAUAGAUAUUUAGAAACAUAUAAGCAUCUAGUUUAUUGAGUCUGUUGAAUAUUUUACUUCUGUAUAUAUUGGUUUCUGAUUUAUAAAUAAAUGUGCUAUAAUAUAAUCAUUGUUUCACAAUUGUAAAAAUUAUUCUAAAUGACCAUAGUUUAUAAUGGGCGAAAAUUCUACAAUUUUACUUACAUAUAUCUAUAUGAUAGAUCUAUGAUUUCCAUGAACAUGUGUUAAUCUGUUUUUUAUUCAUAAUCAUUUUAU